AGUUUUAUUUUAUUUACAGCUGGAUGGAAAAUCGAUUUGCUGGAUACGAGGUGUAUCUUUCAAACACAACCGUGAGACGUCGUGAAGAUCGCUGUUUCAUCGAUGUAUCACAGAGUGUCGACGACAUCCAAAGUCAUGUCAACCACCGUGAAUGUAAUGGUACAGCACAGUACGUGACGAUAUACAACCACAGGGAAUCACCUAAACGACAAUCGUGGUAUAGUGAUGACGCCCUUCUGGAACUGUGUGAAGUAAAGGUGUAUGGAUGUGAAGUAGGGAAAUACGGAUCUGGAAACUGUGACCAAACCUGUCCCUCCAGUUGUCGGGGCGGCCUGUGUAACCCCAGUUCUGGACAUUGUUUAGACUGCCAAGACGGUUACUACGGAAACAGAUGUGAAUCAGAAUGUUCAAAUACUUGUGGAAGUAAUGUAUGUGAGAAGGUUACUGGAGACUGUACAGACUGUCAAGACGGUUUUUACGGGUUGAGAUGCAGCAUUCAAUGUCCAGCUAACUGUGGCAGUAAUGUAUGUGGGAAGGAUAAUGGAUACUGUACAGCUCACCCAGGUAUCACACCUUUACGCCUGAGUGAGCCCCUCCUAGUCCCUAGCUCUACAG
Pecten maximus is the source of this 615-nucleotide messenger RNA. RefSeq names its product scavenger receptor class F member 2-like. The transcript is spliced from 5 exons. The record is from RefSeq and is a predicted model, not a curated record. NCBI's taxonomy places the organism in Eukaryota, Metazoa, Mollusca, Bivalvia, Pectinida, Pectinidae. The annotation marks the transcript as partial.